ACCACAGUAGGAAGCGGUUUGUAAAUACGCGUCCCCUCAGCCAGAAGCGGUCAGAAGAAGAAUCUCAGGAUAAUCUUUACACGUACUUCAGACAACUUUUUACGACACAAAACGAUACCUUAGGGAACGUAAAAAGCAACCGAGAGCCUCCAGCGAUGGUCGAGGUGUUUUCAGGCCGGACGCUGGUGAAUAAAGAGGGGGAUUUGGUGGAGCCGGAGGAGGCGCUCCGCAAUAAGGUGGUGGGUCUGUAUUUCUCCGCCGGCUGGUGUCCGCCCUGCAGGGACUUCACUCCGCUGCUCUGCGACUUUUACACGGAGCUGGUGGAGGAGACUGAACCGCCAGCACAGUUCGAGAUCGUCUUCAUAUCCUCAGAUAAAUCCACCGAGGACAUGGUGGAGUAUUAUCACGACAUGCACGGAGACUGGCUGGCGUUACCCUGGACAGACCCAUACAAACAUGAACUGAAGAAGAGGUACAACAUCACAGCCGUCCCAAAGCUGGUGAUUGUGAAGGAGAAUGGUCAGGUCAUCACUGACAAGGGCCGAAAGCAGAUCCGGGAUCAGGGGCUGGCCUGCUUCAGGAGCUGGAUCGAGGUGGCAGAGAUCUUCCAGAACUUUAAAGGCUAGAAAUCAGGACGAAAAUGCUGCUCUCCGUUUACAAGGGCUCUUUCUAUUUUAUGCAACAAGCUUUAAACCAGUCUAUUUAGGUUAACAGUCCACAUGACUAGUCAUAUCAACAAUGCGUUGGUUUGACUUGCUUGUAUGUGUUGUGGUAGUGAAACAGAACAUUCGUAAAAAUAUCUUCUUUUGUGAAGGGAGAGAAAUUAAAGACCAAAAUGUUUAUUUUAGGGUGUGUACGUGCGUGUGUGUGUGUGUGUGCAGCAGGUGUUUACUAGAUCUGUUGUUAUGGAUCAUCAAAAUGCCUCUUGUUCCUCCGUGUCUCAUUAAAACUCACAGAUCCUCC
Messenger RNA from Danio rerio (zebrafish), 963 nucleotides. RefSeq names its product nucleoredoxin like 2 (gene nxnl2). Gene Ontology annotation, biological process: photoreceptor cell maintenance; sensory perception; cell redox homeostasis. The record is from RefSeq and is marked validated. NCBI's taxonomy places the organism in Eukaryota, Metazoa, Chordata, Actinopteri, Cypriniformes, Danionidae.